UCAGAAAGUAGAAUAGCAGGCGUACGUUAGCUACAUCCGUUGUUCAACGUCAACUUCAACAACGCCUACGAUCUUAUACAUUCCUCUCUCUUCUCUCUCGUUCCCAUGAAGAACUAUGGCCAAAACCAGAUCUCUGAAGAAGAGACCUCGUGAAUCGCGCCUUCACCCAAACCCUUCAAUGGCGACUCCUUCACCUCCAACGCGCCGCCGUCAGCCUCAACAUCUCGCCACUGUCUCCGCUAUUCUCGCCGUUUUACUUGUCAUUUCUGUUUUCUGUCUCUUGCUCGUUUCAUCGAACACUUGGCGUGCGUUUCAACAAUCUGUUUCGAUUGAUACGAUCACUGUUGUUAAUGUGUUUCCUCAUGAUCCUCAAGCUUUUACUCAGGGUCUUCUUUAUGCUGGAAAUGACAGCUUAUUUGAGUCGACUGGUAUUUAUGGGAAGUCCACUGUCCGUAAAGUAGCUCUUCAUACUGGGAAGGUUGAGAAACUCCAGAAGAUGGAUAAUUUGUUAUUUGGCGAAGGUUUAACUCUCCUCGGUAAUAGGCUGAUUCAAGUAACUUGGUUGCAGACAAAAGGAUUCACCUAUGACCCGAAAAAUUUAAGCGAACUUGGGACAUUUAAUCAUGACAUGAAAGAUGGUUGGGGUCUCGCAACUGAUGGAAAAGUCUUGUUUGGAAGUGAUGGCAGUUCGACAUUGUAUAAAAUUGAUCCUCAAACAUUUAAAGCUAUAUCAAAACAAGUUAUCUACUAUAAGGGUCAUCAAGUACACAAUCUCAAUGAACUGGAAUAUAUAAAUGAUGAAGUUUGGGCAAAUGUUUUUACGACUGACUGUAUUGCGAGAAUCUCUCCUAAUGAUGGUCUUGUCGUUGGAUGGAUUCUCCUCCCAAAUUUAAGGAAAGAAUUAAUCGAAGCUGGGAAUAAUGAUAUUGAUGUUUUGAAUGGGAUAGCUUGGGAUGCUGAGCAGGAGCGAAUUUUCGUGACUGGAAAACUGUGGCCAAAGUUGUUUGAAAUCAAAAUUACACCCAUAAAGUCAAGAAUUGAGGAAGGGAUGGUUGAGAAGCUUUGCUUGCGCAAGCCUUUCAAUUUUUCAUGAUUUAUAGGUCUUGAAGUCUAUUUAGAAGAAUGGGCAGCCAAAUUGAAACUAUGAAGAUGCAAUGUAAUGACAUGAACAUGAUCCUUUUCGAAACAAAGCCUCUGCAAUCAUUUUAUAGUAUCAUUUUUCUGCAGCAGGUCAAUUAAUUUUUCUGUAUUAUAGAGCUAAGGUUGUCAGUAACAGGAAAUACAUUUGAGAUCUCAUGUGAGCUGAACAAGAAUGAAAAUACAACCCCAAAAGAGUAAAAAUUUAUAAGGCUUAAUUAUUGUCAUGGCAUGUUUCAUCACAAAUUAAGACAUUGAUUGAA
Molecule: messenger RNA, 1400 nt
Organism: Medicago truncatula (barrel medic)
Lineage: Eukaryota; Viridiplantae; Streptophyta; Magnoliopsida; Fabales; Fabaceae
Product: glutaminyl-peptide cyclotransferase
Exons: 11
Coding region: 116-1093 (325 amino acids)
Molecular function (GO): glutaminyl-peptide cyclotransferase activity
Source: RefSeq, a predicted model, not a curated record